AUGCCGACUCCACAAGAAAGCAAGCUAGCCCCAAAAGGCCGCCGAAACGUCAAAACAGGCUGCAAGACUUGCAAAACGCGGCGCGUGAAAUGCGACGAAAAAAAACCAGCCUGCCAUCGCUGCCUCUCAACAGGCCGAGUCUGCGACGGCUACGGCAUCUGGGGCGGCGGGGGAACCCCCUACAGCGCAUAUUCCAGCACAACAACUACCACUAGACCCGGCAGUGCAGGCAUAACCCAACCACACACCACAAAAUCCCUAUCAAUCUACAACACCCCAGUACCAACAGGAAGUCUAACCAACGAAGAACAAUCCAGCUUCGACUGGUUCAUGCGUAAAACAUCAACAAAAUUUGCUGGUCUUUUCACCUCCCAAUUCUGGGAGAUGCUAAUCUUCCAAGCCAGCGCGCAAGAACCCGCCGUGCGCCACGCAGUCGUUGCGCUUUCGGCCGCUCAUCGUGCGGAUCUGGCACGCGCUUUGCCGGCAAUGUAUACUGCCGGGGCGGGCAUGGAGGAGAUAUUUAUACUUUCGCAAUACAACAAGGCGAUUCGGCAUCUGAGACUUGUGAAAGCGGCGACGUCUUCGAAGGCUAUUCGUGUGGCGCUGAUUACUUGUAUGCUUUUUGUGACGUUGGAGUACUUGAGGGGUCAGUAUCAGAUGGGCAGUGCACAUUUGCGAUAUGGGAUUCAGCUUUUGUCGAGCAUUUCGUCUCCGCAGUCUGCAGUGGACAGUGAUGUCUUGGGGUCGAUGACGCCGAAGGUGCUGAGUGCAGCCGAGGACUCGGUGCAUGAUGCUCUCAUCGAGUCGUAUACGCGAUUGACGAUUCAAUCCGCCAUGUUUGGGCAUGUCCCCGCGCAUCUUUGCAUGGUUCGCGACCCGAAGAUUUAUUCGCUCUUGGACGCGUUUUCGAGUCCCGUGCAGGCGAGACAGAUGUUGGAUAAUUUGCUGAAUAGGGUUCAUUGUUUCAAGAGACAUAUCUACCAUCUUGAGCAGACCUCGGAUAUCACUCUGUGUCUGAGACGCGCGCAAAUGGAUGAACUCAUUUCUACGCAGCGGGGGAUACUGGUAGAUCUCUCCCUCUGGCGGAAAUCAUAUAAUGCUUCCAUGACGUUGCUGGACGCGGAGGCCUCCAGGAGAGAUAAAGUUGGAUUCCUGCUCUUGAAAACAUACCACGAGAUGGGAGUAAUAAUGGCGUCAGCUUCCCUGGCCAUUGAGAAAGGGGAGUGUAUUUUCGACGAGUACACGGAUCAUUUCGUCAGGCUUUUAUCUGCUUUCUUUGAAUCGUGGCGAUGUUGGUCGACGAUCAGUCUUCCGAUUAAAGAGUUGCAUGAGAUGAUACGAAGUGGCAAUGGAAGUGGAAGUGGGAUAGAGCAUUCGUUUACGAUUGAGUCCGGGUUCAUCCCACCUAUUUACUAUACCGGACUGAAGUGCCGGGUGCCUAAGAUUCGGAAGCUUGUUAUGAGAUUGUUGAAAGCCGCGCCGCAUCGGGAGGGUGUUUGGAAUGGGUUACUUUUGGCGGAUGUAUUGAGGGAGGUCAUGAGGGUUGAGGAGAAAGAUGAUUCUCAGAAAUUUUUUAGAGAGGAUGAGGAUGAGAUCGAGCACUUUCUUGACCUGAAUUCGUGGCUGAAUGGGGACUUGAAGACGGAGGUUCCGUCUGAAAGAAGGAUAUACGACCUGAAAGUUUUGUUGCCGGAUGUUGUCGGGGGUGAGACGUUUAUGAGCUAUCGGAUGAAAGGGCUUGGAAAGUGGGUGAGUUUUCGUCGGAAAGUGGAACGGAGUCCUGGACGGUGGUCGGUUCUUUAA
Penicillium argentinense is the source of this 1803-nucleotide messenger RNA. RefSeq names its product Zn(II)2Cys6 transcription factor domain-containing protein. Gene Ontology annotation, biological process: regulation of DNA-templated transcription. Lineage: Eukaryota; Fungi; Ascomycota; Eurotiomycetes; Eurotiales; Aspergillaceae. The coding region runs from base 1 to 1803 and encodes 600 amino acids. Gene Ontology annotation, molecular function: zinc ion binding; DNA-binding transcription factor activity, RNA polymerase II-specific. The record is from RefSeq and is a predicted model, not a curated record. The transcript has 2 exons.